Molecule: messenger RNA, 1204 nt
Organism: Sesamum indicum (sesame)
Lineage: Eukaryota; Viridiplantae; Streptophyta; Magnoliopsida; Lamiales; Pedaliaceae
Product: N-carbamoylputrescine amidase
Molecular function (GO): N-carbamoylputrescine amidase activity
Source: RefSeq, a predicted model, not a curated record
AAAACACUUUCCUCACCAAUCAAACAAAACCCUCAGCUAUUUAUUAAUUGAAGCGCGAGCUUUUACUUGUAUUCACUUGGCAAUCGACUCUCUGUCUCCGCAAGGCAAAAAGAUGGAGAAAAGCAGAGUCGUCACCGUCUCCGCUCUGCAAUUCGCCUGCACCGAUGAUGUCUCCACCAACGUCGCCACCGCCGAGAGAUUGGUUAGAGCAGCUCAUCAGAAGGGGGCAAAUAUCAUUCUUAUCCAGGAGUUAUUCGAGGGUUAUUACUUUUGUCAAGCACAAAGGGAAGAUUACUUUCAGCGAGCUAAACCUCGUAAGGAGCACCCGACGAUAUUGAGGAUGCAGAAUCUGGCAAAAGAAUUGGGAGUAGUAAUACCAGUUAGCUUCUUUGAGGAGGCAAACAAUGCGCAUUAUAAUUCAAUUGUUGUAAUUGAUGCUGAUGGGACAGAUCUUGGACUUUACAGGAAGUCCCACAUCCCGGAUGGGCCAGGUUACCAGGAGAAGUUUUACUUCAAUCCAGGCGACACUGGUUUUAAGGUAUUCCAAACUAAAUUCGCUAAGAUCGGAGUAGGAAUUUGUUGGGAUCAGUGGUUUCCUGAGGCGGCUCGAGCCAUGGUACUUCAAGGUGCAGAAAUAUUGUUCUAUCCCACCGCUAUUGGUACUGAACCUCAAGAUGAGGGCCUAGAUUCUCGGGAUCACUGGAAGCGAGUGAUGCAAGGCCAUGCUGGGGCCAAUGUGGUACCUUUAGUUGCUUCAAAUCGCAUCGGUAAGGAGAUAAUCCAGACAGAACAUGGCAAAAGUGAGAUUACAUUCUAUGGGAAUUCAUUUAUAGCAGGACCCACCGGAGAAUUGAUUGCUGAUGCUGAUGAUAAAGAGGAAGCUGUUCUUAUCGCACAAUUUGAUUUGGAUAAAAUCAAAGCCAAGAGAAAUAGUUGGGGGGUGUUUCGCGACCGACGCCCAGAUUUAUACAAGGUGCUUUUGACAUUAGAUGGCAGUAAUCUUUUUGUUUGAUUCAUCAAUGAUCCGUUCCGAACUUAUUAGGCGGUUUAAUUUUUUGUUUUUCUAUUUAUUUUGAAUAAGUUCAUGGUUCGUUCUCUGGAUUAGCGGUAAUAUGUUAAAUGAGCGAUUUUAAUGAAUUAUACACAGCAGUGUUAUCUGUACGGUAUAGUUAAAAUAUUAUAUUUAUGGUUAUUCUCCAUAUAA